Molecule: messenger RNA, 811 nt
Organism: Ochotona princeps (American pika)
Lineage: Eukaryota; Metazoa; Chordata; Mammalia; Lagomorpha; Ochotonidae
Gene: DEPP1
Product: DEPP autophagy regulator 1
Exons: 1
Coding region: 171-782 (203 amino acids)
Biological process (GO): regulation of autophagy
Cellular component (GO): mitochondrion
Source: RefSeq, a predicted model, not a curated record
ACGUGGCUUUUAACAAGAGCAGGAGAAAUGGCUCAGGGCGGGCAUCUGGCAGCUCUCAGACACCUGCCUUCUAAUUGUGGGAGGGGACACAGCCGGGCAUUGCUUGCCCUCACCCACCUCCUGUCCUUUAUGUUCACAGGCACGGUGCUGCUCCCCCCACUGCUGGCGUGAUGAGGUCCCGGCUUUUGCUUUCCGUGGCCCCCCUGCCCACCAUUCGGGAGAGCUCUGAGGAGUUGCUGCCUGGAGGUGCUGGGCAGGAGCCCCCAGCCUCCCCCAGCCUGGACGACUAUGUAAGGUCCAUCGGUCAGCUGGCACAGCCCACGUGUGUCCUGGACAAGGCCACAGCCCAAGGAAGACUCAGCCGACGUGGCCGGCCAGCUCAGGCCUCAGAGGAGACCUGCUUUGCUGCCUCCCUACAGGAUGGUGACCAGCAUCCCCCAACGCCCACAGCAGGACCUGCAGAUCCCCUGGCCUGGCUCUUUGGGCAGUCCCAGGAAAAGCAGUCAACUGGGAGGGGUCCAGCCAGGAGGACUGGCCCAGGUGCUGGACUCUGGGGUCUGCACAGUGACAAGGUUGGGGGCAUCCGCAGAGGGAAGCCAUGUGAAGCCAGAAUGUUUGGGUGCUCUCUAGGGAGACCAGCACGGGAUGGGCCCCAGAGCACCGACCUCAGAAGCCCGAUGGCUGGACAGCACAGCCGGCCGGAAGCCUCCUCCUGCAGACCCCGCCCCAGCCGAAUCCUAAGAACUCUCUGCCUGCACCUGCCUGUGAUCCAUGAACUCUGACCCCUCCCCAAUAAAGGCAUCUGAACCAA